CCACUCCCCACCACACUCCAUCAAUUUCCUCCCCUCCUCGAUUCCUGUCAAUCCAAUGGCCAACCAGCAGGAUGGGAAACCAAACGACCAACCAGCGCCAAGCUCAUCGAGAACUAAGCAACAAGCCAGCAUCCUACCCAUCACUCCUGAUCGAGAAAAGAUGUCGAGAGCCUUGGGAGCCGCAUUCCUACAACAUAAGGUCCAACAACUCGAACGGAACGUAGACGACUUGAGCUUCAGAAGAGACCUCCACCAAAUUCCUCCUCGUUCUCACCACCCUCCGGCUAAUUCAAAUCAUUCUAGUAGAAACCAGUCCAAGAAAAAAUCAUCUCCUCAACCCGAUUCAACUCCUUCCUCAUCGAAACCGUCUUCUCCUGCACCCAUCAAAGUUAUCGAUACCUCUAUGCUCAUCCACGCGUUGCCGAUCCUCAAAAAAUGGGUCCGUGAAGAGAAAUUUAAAAUCGUUAUUCCCCUAGAUGUGGUUUCCGAGUUAGAUUUCUUGAAAACUUCGCCCCCACCGAUCCAUGGAUUAGUCCGAGAAGCGACGUGUUGGCUAGACAAACAAUUCCAAAACUCGCGCAAGCCGAGCUCGACGGGCGACCAGCCAUGUUUUAUCCCACAACGCACUGGAGAUGAGAGUGGAUGGGAAGAACUGAGCCGACGGUUCGUGGCCCCGCCCUUAGAAGAAGCCAGUAUCCCGUUCAUCAAAGCGCCCUCAGAGGAUGAAGAACACGAACGAGUUAGAGAUGGAGAGGAUGAAGAACCGCAGAUCGACUAUCGAGCUUUGAUUAGUACUGACCUCCCUCAUCAAUAUCGCUCCUUGCUCCAAUGUGCCCUUUUCUAUCAACUUCAUGCUCAGCCGAAACAAGAGUCCGAACUGGUGAUCUUCUUUUCUGAUAAACAGAUAUCCUCCACUCCAGCCGCCCCGCAAGGAAACACACAACAUAAUCAUCAUCACUAUCAUCAGAAUUGGAAGCCCACUUCAACUCAUUGGAAGUCGGAAAACAGUCUUCCUCAAGGCUCAGGAAAUGACCAAGAAGAGGAAGAGCGCGUUGACAAAACCGUUGAUCUCUCCCGAUGGGCCGAGCGGUUCGAGAUCAAGAUCCAGAAGGUCCAUCCGGCCGAUCUGACCCAAGCGAAACAAUGGAUCCGAAGCUACAACGACAAACUGAAACAACAACAACAACAACAACAAUACCAUCCUCAUUCCCACCGACUCGGCUCCUCAUCAUCUUCCAACCCCCAUGCAACCUCUAAUCACACCACGCCCACUCGGACAAUCCACUCCAAGAAGAGUCUCCCUGGGACCCCGCGACAGAUCCCUGCUUCCGCCCCUAAACCUUCCGCCCCUUCUUCUUCUUCUUCUGCUGCCGCGGUGGACAAACGUCUGUUUGUUUGGUGACUAUUGGUCUCAGAUCUCGCUCCGCAUUUCACCUUUUCCACUUUUUUUUUUUUUGGUCGUUAUUUCCAGGUGCAUGAACUAAACAAGUCUUUUUUUUUAAAAAAAAAAAAAACUCUUAUACAUCCUUCUGCUUGAUCAUCGUUCUACAUAGUCACUACAUCAGUCUGUUAUAAUUUCUCGUACAUCACAGGGACACAUACAUAUCUAAGAAUUACAGACCCCUCAAAUCAAGUUUCAAUACCUAGUUUUUGGUCUA
Puccinia graminis f. sp. tritici CRL 75-36-700-3 is the source of this 1658-nucleotide messenger RNA. RefSeq lists its product as uncharacterized. The record is from RefSeq and is a predicted model, not a curated record. The transcript has 2 exons. The coding region runs from base 56 to 1402 and encodes 448 amino acids. Lineage: Eukaryota; Fungi; Basidiomycota; Pucciniomycetes; Pucciniales; Pucciniaceae.